Messenger RNA from Boleophthalmus pectinirostris (great blue-spotted mudskipper), 5948 nucleotides. RefSeq names its product tetratricopeptide repeat domain 17 (gene ttc17). Gene Ontology annotation, biological process: cilium organization; actin filament polymerization. The record is from RefSeq and is a predicted model, not a curated record. NCBI's taxonomy places the organism in Eukaryota, Metazoa, Chordata, Actinopteri, Gobiiformes, Gobiidae. Gene Ontology annotation, molecular function: protein binding. Gene Ontology annotation, cellular component: actin cytoskeleton; cytoplasm.
AGCAAUACUCAAACAAAGAUGGCGGCGGAGCUCAGGAAAACCUCUCCUGACUCUGUGCCCUGUUCUACCGCCUCUACCCCCAGAUCCCCGCUGCGAUGGGGGCUCCUUCUGCUCGUAUGGGCCCUGGCCGUGGACUCCGCCCGGGCCACGACUCACUGGGUGGUCACGGAGGACGGCAAGAUCCAACAGCAGGUGGACUCCCCUUUAAACCUAAAGCAUCCUCAUGAUGUGGUGAUCUUCAUGAGACAGGAGGCCCGCGUCAACUACCUCAAAAAACUAGAGAAGCAGUUGGUGGCUCAGAAGAUCCACAUUGAGGAAAAUGAGGACAGGGACACAGGGCUGGAGCAAAGACACUACAAGGAGGACGCAGACUGUGUCCUGGCCAAAGUCCCUCUGGGAGACUUGGACCUGUACGAUGGGACCUACAUCUCCCUGGAGAGCAAGCACAUCAGUCCUGAAGAUUAUGUGGACUCCCGCUCAGCUCUACCUCCAGACCUGCAAACUCCAGACUGCACCAAAGUCUUCGAGCUUCCCUACAGUAUCCACGCGUUCCAGCACCUCCGGGGUGUGCAGGAGCGGGCUAACCUCACCUCUCCCCUGCUUUCUAAAGAUGACCCCAUUUUUCACUCUUUAUCGAAAAAGUUGGGCCAUAGUAUAAAUGAGGUGGGCCAUCGCAUCCAUCUUGCGCUGCAGAGGAACUCGUCCUCGUGGGUGCUCUACAACAUGGCGUCGUUCUUCUGGAGGAUAAAGAAUGAACCUCAGAAGGCUGUGGACUGUGUGGUGCGAGCUCUGCACUUCUCUCCCAGACAGCACAAGGAUGUAGCUCUGGUUAACAUGGCGAACAUCCUGCACCGCGCCCACUACUCUGCCGACGCCGCCAUCCUAGCACACGCAGCGCUCGACCUGACCUCUGACCUCUUCACCAGCCACUACACGCUGGGCAACAUCUACGCUAUGCUGGGGGAGUAUAACCAUUCGGUGCUGUGUUAUGAGCAGGCGCUGCAGACCCUGCCCGACUUUGAGCCUGCCAUCAGGAGGAAGCAUGCAGUGCUCUGUCAGCAGAAGCUCGAGCAGCGCCUAGAGGCUCAGCACCGAUCUCUGCAACGAACACUAAAUGAGUUGAAAGAAUACCAGAAGCAACAUGACCAUUACCUCCGCCAGCAGGAGGCGCUAGAUAAACACAAGCUGCUUCAGGAGGAACAGAUCCUGAGGAAUAUUAUCCAUGAGACUCAGAUGGCCAAGGAAGCCCAACUUGGAAAUCAUCAGAUGUGUCGUCUGGGCCAACAGCAGCGCAGUCUCCACUGUCCCUUUGACCUGCCUGUGCGCUACCACAGAGGAGACCUGUUUGAACAUGUGCACUAUGUUCAAUUUGGGGAGGAGGUGUCUGUGGCCUCCAGUGUGGCUCUAGUGUCUGACCACACCUCAAACCAGAGCUCUCCGUCUCCGUGGUUACAUCGCUCUGUCACAAAAGAGCAGGACCCAGCGGCUGCUCUGUGGGGCAAUCACCCUCACCCACAGGACAGUCAGAAAACACUGUGGCCACAGAGAUCAGACUGUGCCACUAAAUACCCAAGUGUGCCCCCUGCUGGAGAACUGCCCACAUUUUACAUUCCUCCUGAAACAUAUGGCCUCAGCCCUGUGGCCAGUGUGCUGUAUGAAGACAGCACCAGUCAGAGCUCCGCUGUCCCAGACUGUGGACCUGUGUUCCAGCCAUACCCCGCUCCCCUCCCUGCCUCUCUGGACUGGCCCCUGGAGGAGAACCAGCUGCCAGAUCCCUAUGCUGCACAGAUAUUACAGCUGCGCAGUGGAGGUUGGACUCUGGAGCAGGUCGGCAACAGAAUCGCCCAAGCUUUAAAAGAAUCUUCAGUCCCACGCUGGCUGCUCCUGAAUGAGGCGGCUUUGUUUUGGCGUGCUAAAGGGAACGGCAGCAGGGCCCUUCAGUGCCUGAGGAAGGUGCUUAGUUCUGCACCCCCGGCUCACCGCUCCCUGGGCCUGACCAGCGCGGCUAACCUGCUGCUCCACCACGGCCUCACCUCCAACGCACACUCACUCCUGGAGCAGUCCCUGGCUCUAAAUGCCUCCGAGCCCCACUCCCUCCUGAGCAUGGUGAUGGUACAUGUCUCCCAGGGGAACAUCACGGGGGCUCUGGAGCUGUUCCGCUCGGCCCUGGACAUGGCCCUCUCCUCUGGCUCCUCUACCUCAGGCUCCUCCCUCUCCUCGUUUUCCUCGUGUGGGCAGUGUGUGUCCAGUCUGCCUCUGCUGCGCUGUCUGCAGUUCUACCCUUUCCUCUACAACCUAUCACACCGCCAGUCCUGCUCUCAGGGAGGGGUGUGCCUAGCGGAGGAGGACCUGGGCAUCCACCUGGAGGAGUGGGAGUCCAGUGAGGAGAGACCAGACACGCAGACCACUGCCGACCUGGAAGACUCUCUGCUUUUUGAAAAAGUCAUCGUGGACAGUAAUGGCUCAGAAGAGGUGGGGCCACCGCAGCAGCAGCCCUCCCCUGGGUUGGGGGCGGUGCCGAUGGGCGGAGUCUCAGAGGGGGAGGAGGAGUGGCAGUUGAAGGAGGAGUUGAUGGGGGCCUUCGAGGGGGCUCUGGACGUGGGCGGUAAACGGAGCGACCUGCGGGGCAUCCGGGUGCUGAAGAACGAGAGGGUGGUGGGCUCCAGGGCCUCGGGGGGACCCUGCUUUGGCAACUGCGAGGACGACGAGGGGGCGGAGUGGAUCACCUUCCAGGUAAAGCGAGUGAAGAAAGCCAAGGCCGAAGGGUCAGAGGUGGUGGGGGGCUUUGACGAGGGGCCCACUUCAGAGGCUGUCCCUGGACAGUCUGUUUUAGAGAUUAGCGGACCCACCAUCCCCUCCCCUGGACCCUCAGGACGCUGGAGGGACUACCACAGUCUGGGCUGGCCUGGUCCAGAGGAGUGCCAGAGGACCCGCAGAGUGGACCUCACCACUGUAGCAAGCACCUGGCUCGCAGUGUCGGCCAAAAAUAUAGAUAUCACGGAGCACAUAGACUUUGCCACCCCCCUCCAGGAGCCCGCUGCAGAGCCCCUCUGCAACGCUAACCUGGCAGCCAGCAUGCACACCCUGGACCACUUGGGUGGAGUGGCCAACCGCGCUGCUAUUCACUACACCGGGGAGAGUCAACUACGAGAGGUGCUGCAGAACUUGGGUAAAGAUAAGUUCCCCCCUCAGUCCUUUGAGCAGGUGGGCACACGCAUCGCUAAAGUCCUGGAAAAGAACCAGACGUCGUGGGUGCUGUCCAGUAUGGCUGCUCUGUACUGGAGGGUCAAAGGUCAAGGCAAAAGAGCCAUAGACUGUCUACGCCAAGCCCUCAACUACGCCCCCCACCACAUGAAGGACGUGCCUCUGAUCAGCCUAGCCAACAUCUUCCAAAACGCUCGUCUGUGGGAGGACGCUCUGACCGUGGCUCGUAUGGCCGUGGAGAUCGCCCCACACUUUGUCGUCAACCACUUCACCCUCGCCAACGUCUACAUAGCAAUGGAGGAGUUUGAGAAGGCCAUGCGCUGGUAUGAGUCCACACUGAAACUGCAGCCCGAGUUUGCUCCUGCCAAAGACCGCCUGAGGACCAUCCAGUGUUACCUGCUCACCAAGAGGGAGCGCCGGCAACCAUAGCCACCGCAACCAACCCCCACCACAGCUCACCCUAGCCCACCCCUCCCCACCCCUCCCCACCCAACCCAAGCCCACCCUAACCCACACCUCCCCUUCCAGUGUUACCUGCUCACCAAGAAGGAGCGCAACCAACCCCACCGGAACCACACCCACCACCGACCAACCCACCACAACCCAGCCCUCACCUGCCCACUCUUCUCCAUCCCACCCGUUCCAACCUCUCUUCCCCUUACCUCACCUCACCCCUCCCCAUGCCGUAACCACAGCCACUCCCACCUCAACCACCCCCACCACCGACCCACCUCAGCGCGGCCCAGCCAAAACCAGAGCCACUCAUCUGUAUAGUGCAUAUCACAUCACUGAAGCUGUCAGAAACGCCCAUCUAAGCUCUUAUCAAAAUGUCUGUGGAACAUUUUAAGUCUCUUUGUUGUCCAAUAGUCUUAAGAACGCCGGGACUUGGUUUUAAUUUUGGUUUUGCUUUUUUUAGAAUGGAUUGAAAGGGAAAAGCAUAAAGCGUAUGUUCAUUUUGAUGGCAGUUGGUGCGAGGUAAUUUUACUGUCUUUUUAUUUGAAAAAUUGAGCCUAGUCGAGGUGUAUGCAAAGAUAAGAUAAUAUUAGCAUAAUACAACCAUAAAUGUAAGUUUCUCCAUACAAUAUUUUAUGUUGUAUUUGAAACGUAGAAUUAAAAAAUAUCCGUUUAAAGAUAGGGCAUUAUACAAAACUGACUUUUUGGCUCUUUUUACCAUGAAGAAUACAAAACAAUACACUACUUCAACCCUGAUUGUGUUGUGAUUGCGUCCUGAAAAAAAAAAAAAAAAACUGUUACAGCGUAGUUAUCUGCAUUUUCAAAGCAAUAAAAGAGAAAGUGUUGAUAUGCCGUAUUUUCCGAACUAUACAUCAUUCCAGAGUAUAAGUCACAGUUUUUGGGGAAAUGUAUUUUAUAAAAUCCAGACCAGGAACCGACAUUUCAUCUUGAAAGGCAAGUUCUAGUAAUAACAAUAGAAGAGAGAACAAUAGGCUGAAUAGGCGUUAUGUUAAUGUCACAUAUUAACAGUUUUUCAGAUAAUUAUAGCAUAAACAACAGAAUAUAAGUUUACCAAACUCACCAUCUCACUCCAAAUCACUAAGUCCAUUGAAUUUUUUUACCUCGGCAGUAGAGAGUGAAGUGACAGUGGUACAGGAGUAAUAGUAGUACUAGAUACUGACACACACGCCUAGAGUGCCCUCUCACGGCUGUCAGUCUGAAAAUUUUAAUAUAGAAGUCGCACCGGAGUGUAAGUCACAGGAAACACCCAAACCAUGAAAAAAGCGUGACUUAUAGUCCAAAAAAUACGGUAAAUGUUAUGUUCCAUAGAAGUCUAAUAACCCUUCUUUAAGUCUAAUUAUAUCAUUUUUGAAAAUUACUUUGAGUUAGAAUGACUUAAAUUCAGAAUACAGCUGAUUUGAGUUGUUUUAUUAGUUUUUCUUCUGGUCAUGUUUUUCGUUUUACUGGAUUCUACUUUUGAUGACUUACCGAGCGCAAUGUUUUCACCCAGAAAUGCCUUGAAACAGGUCAAAUAAAAUGGUUAUACCGGUAAUCUAGUUGACUUAUUGAGUUAAAACAGCUCAAAUGAUGCUUUUAUUCUGAAAUCAAGUCCUUUUAACCCAAUUUUCCUGUUACGACCGUCAUCAAAAUGCACUCAUGCUUCAUGAUAGCUUUGGGAGGGUCUAAUGCACUGAUCAUACACUAUGUUUGGACAGGGUAUGAUGAUUCAGCAUUUCAAUAAUAUAACGGCACUGUCUUUAAGCUUUUAACUGGCAGAGGUUGCCAUGCAGUAUUUUAAGAAUCAUUUCGCUGCUGGGAGAAACAUUCAAUUAAUUAUAUGAAUUCUCACCAUCUCAAAUGUCUUUUCCUAAACUGACCAUUCCUGUGUGGGACCUUGUGUUCAAACUGUAUCUGAUGUAUGCUGCUCCCUGCGCUUGUAAAGGAAUCACACUGCAAAAACUGAUAUUUUUGAGUUAAAAUUACUUGAAUUGCCAAUAUAUCUGGAUUUAAGUAAGGUAAAAUUGCACUUGAAUUUGGAGCUUUACCAAAUAAUUCGAGUAACCGUGACUAAUAACUAAAAGAAGUACACAAAAACACUACAGAUUAUGAUUUUAAAAAGUAUAUUUUAAAGACAGAUCCAGGCUCCAGAUCAGUUCAAACCUACUCAAAUCCAGAUAACUAUUUGUAAUUCAAGUGUUUUCACAUGGAAAUAUUAUUUUUGCAGCGCAGUAGACGGACAGGUCCAUGGAGACUGAGGUUGUAUGUACAGUAUUAAAGAGUGUGUGAUUUUA